This is a messenger RNA of Ooceraea biroi (clonal raider ant), 2980 nucleotides long. RefSeq names its product inactive serine protease scarface (gene scaf). The record is from RefSeq and is a predicted model, not a curated record. Gene Ontology annotation, biological process: proteolysis. Gene Ontology annotation, molecular function: serine-type endopeptidase activity. NCBI's taxonomy places the organism in Eukaryota, Metazoa, Arthropoda, Insecta, Hymenoptera, Formicidae.
AAACCGGCGUCAGUUACAUUGACUUUCUUUUAAGCGACACGCGCGUUACACACUCUACGCGGGAGGAUACAUCAGAAUUCCACCAUGAGACCACUGCUGGAGAUGCUACUGGUUGUAGCGUUAGCUAUGCACACAAGUGGACUCCCCUACGGCGAGCUGCCACCUCAGUUGCGAGCACAGGACGGACUCGUCUGGUAUGGCGACAAUCGUGCUGCCCAAGUUCGGAGCAACGUCUAUCAGAGCUACAAAGAGAACGUCGCCCCGGAACGAAUCGGCCAAGUGCCGCAAUACAGUUGGGAUCAGUCCCAGCAAAGUACGUUCGAGGGAUAUGAGCCGUCAAGAUCGCAGAACAGUCCCAACUACGUAUACCAGCAAACGCUGCAGUCCGAUUCUAACGCCUUGGACAGUCUCACGAUUAGCUGCAAUGGGCAAAAUAAAGUCUGCGUGGACAAGAGCGUGUGCGUGGACGGAUACGUACAUCCCUUGAAGCAAGGUUUCAUUCGACCAGGACAGGUGCAAGAAUGCAAACUCAGCCACGAAGUGUGUUGUACCGUGCAAUACGAUUUUCAUAACUCGCCAUACGAGAACGAUCAGAUCAACGCGGUGCUGAAGAACAAUCAGUACCUAGAACCCACCCUCGAGAAUGAUCAGAGGUACGUCCCGUACGGGCAGAACAACCAGGCUGAUGUGGCGAGCGUCGACUUGACUCCACCUUUAAGAAACGACGGUGAAUUGCAAUCUGCAGCGAAUGACGGAUACGUCUUAGAAGCCGCGAAUCAACCAUACAGUGAGGCGAGGCCCGCUAAAGAUUUGCCUGUCGAUUUCAAUCAGAUACCAGACGGUACAAAUCAACAGGAACAGUAUCAAUCAGGCAGUGCUAGUGCGAGCGAGCCAGUUCUUCCUCCGUUGAAGUCGGCCCCUACAAACUCCAAUCCCGCGUCAGUUUUUCAGUUUCCGGUUCAAUCGGGAUGCGCGGCUGCUUUACUCUGCGUGGAGGAGCAGUAUUGUACGUUGGAAGGAGUCAUCAGCACGGAACCGGUUGCGCUUACCAGCCAGCAGCUUCUACGACGUGUUCCCUUGAGCAGCUGCAGGGAUAAGGAAACCGGAAUAGUCGGCAAGUGUUGCCGCGAUCCGAAUUACGUGGAUCCGUGGCCGACGGGCAACCUGCCGGCCAACUACACCGGCGGUUUCGACGAGCAGGGCUUCCCAACGUUCCUGAACAUCGCCAAAGUGCGACCACCGAAGAAGCCGGUCACGCAGUCGCCUAUUAAGAUCAUCCCUAAGCCGCCCACCAAGACGCCUGCGCCUCCCAUUUACGAGCAGCGAGAACCCACGCACGUCGUUCCCCUGGUACCGGAUUAUUCCGUGACACCGCAGUACGUGGUACCGAUCCCGACCCAGCUUCCCCCGAUUAGCACCCCCGCACCCUUCAUCAAGAGACCGUACGAAACCGCCUCGAGCGAUCAGGACUCCGUUCCUAUUUUGCCAGAAUUGCCGAGAGGCCCGUGCGGAGUGAGAAAUUACGGACAACGUCCGCCCGGCUUCAGAGACACCGAUGCGGCUUUCGGAGAGAUCCCGUGGCAGGCGAUGGUUCUGUGGUCGGAGGAACGUAAGAUCUUGUGUUCCGGCGCCCUCGUGGCAGAGAACGUCGUCCUGACGGCUGCCAGCUGCGUCAACAGAUUCUCGCCGAAUGAAAUAUCCGUAAAACUUGGCGAAUGGAAGCUGGGCUACGAGCUUCAACAAGAAGAACCACUUCCGUUCCAGAUCAUCAACGUGCAGACCAUCAAGUAUCAUCCCGGAUACGUGGACGGACUGUCGAGCAACGACACCGCCAUGUUAUUUUUGCAGCAUCCCGCGACCUUUAACUUGCACAUUAACACUCUGUGUCUCCCUGAGGAUUACCAAAUACAAGCAACCUCGCAAUGCAUCGUAACGGGAUGGGGCAAAUCGAUAUUGCAAUCUCACUACGCCGGCGCCAUCAUGCACAUGGUAGACGUGGAUCUGCUGUCGCACGACGUUUGCCAGAAUCGCGUCUUGGGUGCGGAAUCCCAUAUCAAUGUCGCGAAUAACGUGAUUUGCGGCAAGCCACAGAAUGAAAAUAAUAUGUGCCAAGCUGACGUCGGUGCUCCGUUGGCCUGCUACGACGGCAACGGCGCGUAUCACAUCGCCGGUAUCUACAGCCAAGAUACCGGCUGCUUGCCCACAAAUCAAGUGGCAACGUUUGCGCCAAUCGAUAUCGCCUGGGUGAAACAGACCAUGUAUCCAUCCGAGAGCAAGAUCGACGCCGCGCAGACUAUCAUUGACGACGGCUACGAUUACCGGAAGAGUAAUUUAGCGGGUAAUCAGUAUCUGCCGCCAGUGUAGAAAGCCACACGCAUACACGUGCGAUAUAUAUUUAUACUGUUGUAUAGCAUACUUCUCUCUCUUAAUACUCACGAACGCGAGGAAGCGGCGGUCGCGCGUUCGCAUAAUAAUACGAUUUAGUGUAAUGCUGGGAAAAUAAUUAGUGAUACGAUAAAAAAAAUGGAAAAUAACCGAUUUCAUGCUAAGUCGCGGAAACAGUCGUCUAUUAUCAGCGCUGACAUUGCAUUACUUACGAGUGGACGUUACGACAUUGCAUGGAUGCCGAACGUGAACUGACACUAAUUUUGCACUUUACCUUGGAACGGCGAUUCGAUUUCAAUAAUGCAAGGAAAAUAAUACAUGACGGAGAGCACUUGCUGCCCCUCGUGGCGAACCGAAUGUCGAGAUCAGCGUCCACUCGAUACCGGAAUAACACAAUAAAACGUACAACAUAUACAAUGAAUUCCUAGACUCUAGACGCAAAUAUAUUUAUUUACCUGAUGUAAUGCUAAAAUUAUACAUACAUCUGUACAUAAUGGGAACAUUGCAUAUAAAGAAUGUGCGCUUCAGCGCGUAAGAUUAUGUAAACUUAUACCAGACAACUUGUCAAGCUAUGUUACGUUUAAUAUAUACUUGU